This is a messenger RNA of Panicum virgatum (switchgrass), 2298 nucleotides long. RefSeq names its product hexokinase-8-like. The record is from RefSeq and is a predicted model, not a curated record. The transcript is spliced from 9 exons. Gene Ontology annotation, biological process: glycolytic process; intracellular glucose homeostasis; glucose 6-phosphate metabolic process. NCBI's taxonomy places the organism in Eukaryota, Viridiplantae, Streptophyta, Magnoliopsida, Poales, Poaceae. Gene Ontology annotation, cellular component: mitochondrion; cytosol. Gene Ontology annotation, molecular function: glucokinase activity; ATP binding; D-glucose binding. Bases 650 to 2053 code for a protein of 467 amino acids.
AAACUGCUCACUCGCUCAUCCGGAAGACUAGAAGAACUCCAGCACGUCUCCCACAAAUCCUCAAACCCUCUCCCUCCCAGAUCACAGCUCCCGCACACGCUUCCACUCACCCGAGGCCGCCGGGGGGCCACCGGCCGCCGUCCGCGGGUGAGGGCGACCCUUCCCAUCCCGGGCUCCCGGCCAACUUCUCCUUUCACCUCCACGGCGACCUGACGCAGGAAACUCCAUGUGAUCCCCGGCCCGAUCCGGCCGCUCCGCCCCCUGGAUGGAAUCUAUCCCUGGAGCGCGCUAGCAUGAUCCGCCCCCGCGCAUCUCGCUCUGCACGUCCCGAGAAAGUAGCAAGAAAACAGCGCCGCGCCCACACAGGAGCACACGGGCGCGCCGCCGUCCCUUUCCUGCUCCCCCCCCCCCCCCCCCCCCUCCCCCCCGAGAAAUCCCAAGGUUCCUUUUGCUUACUGUUAGAGUAGCUUUCCCCCCUUGAUCGAGCAGUUCUGAGCUCUUCGAUGCCCCACCACUUCACCCCGCUUUUCUGAGCAUUUUGCUUCGGUUCUCGAGUAUAAAGAUCCCGCCUUUUGUUGCCUUCGUGUCUCCUCCCGGUUCGAGUCCCCCGGAUCCACGAUUCUAGAUUGGCGAGUUGGGAGUUGGGGUCAUGGAGGCAGCCGCGGCUGUGGCAAUGGCGGAGCAGGUGGUGGCGGACCUCCGAGAGAAGUGUGAGACGCCGGCGGCGCUGCUGCGCGAGGUGGCGUCGUCGAUGGCCCACGAGAUGGGCGCGGGACUGGAGAAGGAAGGCGGGAGCAGGGUCAAGAUGCUUCUCUCCUACGUUGACAAGCUCCCCACAGGGAGAGAGGAAGGAUUGUUCUAUGGAUUGGACCUAGGAGGAACAAACUUCCGCGUCUUGAGGGUGCAGUUGGGUGGGAAUGAGAAGCAUGUCGUUAACCGUGAGUCCAGAGAAGUCAGUAUUCCUCCACAGUUGAUGUCAGGGAGCUCCUCGGAUCUUUUUGGUUUCAUUGCUUCUGAACUGGCCAAGUUUGUUGCUGAUGAAGAGAAGUGCGAUAACAUAUCAAAUGGAAAGAAGCGAGAACUAGGAUUCACAUUUUCAUUCCCAGUGAAGCAACGUUCAGUUGCUUCGGGUACCCUUGUCAAGUGGACAAAGGCAUUUUCCAUUGAUGAUGCUGUAGGUGAAGAUGUAGUGGCUGAAUUGCAAACAGCUAUGGAGAAGCAAGGUCUGGAUAUGCAUGUAGCUGCAUUGAUUAAUGAUGCUGUUGGUACUCUAGCUGGAGCAAGAUACUAUGACAAAGAUGUUGUUGCUGGUGUCAUAUUUGGAACUGGCACAAAUGCAGCAUAUGUUGAGAAGGCAAACGCCAUUCCAAAGUGGGAAGGCGAGUUGCCCAAUUCAGGGGAUAUGGUCAUCAACAUGGAAUGGGGUAACUUCUGUUCAUCCCAUCUUCCUGUCACUGAAUAUGAUCAAGAAUUGGAUGAGGAGAGCCUGAAUCCGGGAGAGCAGAUCUACGAGAAGUUAAUGUCAGGAAUGUAUUUAGGUGAAAUUGUAAGGAGGGUGCUCCUUAAAAUAUCAUUGCACUCCUCAAUUUUCGGCAAUAUUGAUCACACUAAGCUCAAAACCCACUUCGUCUUGCGGACUCCACAUAUUUCUGCAAUGCACCAUGAUGAAACACCUGAUCUGAAGAUUGUGGCUGAAAAACUGGAAGAAAACCUAGAGAUAACAAGCACAUCUUUGGAGACUCGAAAAUUGGUUGUAGAAGUCUGUGACAUCGUGGCAAGAAGGGCAGCCCGGCUGGCUGCUGCAGGGCUUGCAGGGAUCCUCAAAAGGCUCGGGAGAGAUUGCAACGCCCAGGAGCAACGAUCAGUCAUUGCCAUUGACGGGGGAUUAUUCGAGCACUACACCAAAUUCCACGAAUGCUUGGAGAGCACACUGGGCGAGUUGCUGGGAGAGGAGGCGUCCAAGUCAGUGGCCGUCAAGCACGCAGAUGACGGUUCAGGAAUAGGUGCUGCCCUGAUUGCAGCUUCGCAGUCUCAGUACAGAAAUGUUGAGUGAUAUAGUAAAAGCUGGCAAAAGUAUUUGCCAUACAUCUUGGGAAGAUUAACUAGCAAGUAGCUCGAAAUUCUUCCCCACAUCUUAACAGUCCAGCAUGUGCAGUUCACAAUGCUGAGCUGGAAGCAAUCUGUAACCGAAAUGAGGCUUGAGGAAGUGACUAUGCAUAGUUCCAAUAACAGUGGAGUUGCAGAGGUCUCCUAAUCAUAAAUUUAGACCUAUUAACUAUUUUUUUUAUGCAUGAACCA